Triticum turgidum subsp. durum (durum wheat) is the source of this 1119-nucleotide messenger RNA. The record is from the annotation of a GenBank genome assembly. NCBI's taxonomy places the organism in Eukaryota, Viridiplantae, Streptophyta, Magnoliopsida, Poales, Poaceae.
AUGGACGCGGCGGCGGCGGCGGCCGGCGGCCACCGCUGGACGGAGGAGGUGGACGACCUGGUGGACGCCGGGGACGUCGACGGCGCCAUCUCCCUCCUCGAGUCCGUCGUCUCCAGCCUCUCCACCGCCGCCUCCCCGCCUCGGGCGGGCGCCGAUCUCCGCCUCGCCACGGCGCUCGGCGACCUCGCCGGCCUCCACGCCUCCCGCGGCAACACGCUCCAGGCCGACGCCAUCCGCUCCCGCGCCAUCGUCCUCCGCCUCCGCGCCCAGAAAGAAGCCCCCCAGCCCCAGGCCCUAGGGGAUCAUGCGGCAACGGAGAAUUCUGCAUCGCCGGAGGCUGCUACGGGAUCCAAGGACUCGAAAGCCUCAGCUAGCGUCGACAAGAAGGACGAAGAUGAAGACGAUGAUUGGGAGGCUAUUGCGGACCGUGGCGACGAGACGCCGGUGCGCCCCCUCGUGCAAGAGGCGAGGGUGACAACACCUUGUAGUUCUUCAGAGAAAAGUAGCACUUCAUCUUCAGGGACCAAGAGGAGGGGAAGGGGUUCUUUUCUUUAUGAUAAGAGUGUUCUGUACAGCGACCAGUGCGCUUCAGAGAGGGAUCUGGAUGACAAGGGGUCUGAUCCAGCUCAUGGUCGAUCAAAGGGUCGUGCGGAUGAGAAAGAUAAUAAGGAUGCUGCAAAACGAUUUGGGACAAGGCAUGCCCUUGUUGUUUACGACUUCCCACCUAGUACACGCACAACAGAUUUGGAAAGGAUUUUUGAGAAGUUUGGAGACCAUGGAGUUGCCAUCCGCUGGGUCAAUGAUUCUGUUGCACUUGCAGUUUUCCGGACCCCAUCAUCUGCUAAGGAGGCACAAGCUUCCGUGCCUCCAAGAUACAAAGUACGGCCACUAAAGGAUAAUGACGAUCUUUUGGCAAAAAUCGAUGGUACAGACCUAGAACCGCCGACGCCGAGGCCGAAGACGUCGGCGAGAACGGCGCAGAGGCUGAUCGCCCACGGGAUGGGACUAAAGCAGUUCACGACCAUGGAUGCAGGCGAGCGGAAAGAGCAGGAGGAGGCAAGGAGGAGCCGGAUCACCGCCCGACAAGCUGCGCGCGACGAUGCCUGGGGUGAGGACUGA